CCUCCGCCCGCCCGCCCGCCGUUGGCAGCCGUUCCCGCCGGGCCGGAGCGAUGCCUUUCCUGGGCCAGGACUGGCGGUCCCCGGGCCAAAACUGGGUGAAGACGGCCGACGGCUGGAAGAGGUUCCUGGACGAGAAGAGCGGGGGCUACGUCAACGAUAUCAACAGCUUCUGCAGCAAGGACACCUACAACAAGGAGAACCUUUUCAGCAGCCUGAACUACGAUGUUGCAGCCAAGAAGAGGAAGAAGGACCUGCUCAAUAGUAAAACAAAAAUUCAAUAUUUCCAUCAAGAAAAAUGGAUCUACGUUCACAAAGGAAGUACCAAAGAGCGCCAUGGCUACUGCACCUUGGGUGAAGCUUUCAACAGGCUUGAUUUCUCAAGCGCCAUUCUGGAUUCGAGACGGUUCAACUAUGUUGUGCGGCUGUUGGAGCUGAUAUCGAAGUCGCAGCUCACGUCCUUGAGCGGCAUAGCCCAGAAGAACUUCAUGAACAUUUUGGAAAAAGUGGUCUUGAAAGUCCUGGAAGACCAGCAGAACAUUAGGCUAAUAAGGGAUUUGCUCCAGACCCUCUACACCUCGUUAUGUACCCUGGUUCAAAGGGUGGGCAAGUCGGUACUGGUUGGAAACAUAAAUAUGUGGGUAUACCGAAUGGAGACGAUUCUCCACUGGCAGCAGCAGCUGAACAAUAUCCAAAUCACCCGGCCCGCCUUUAAAGGCCUGACCUUCACUGACCUGCCUCUGUGCUUACAAAUGAACAUCGUGCAGAGGUUGACUGACGGCAGAGACCUUGUCAGCCUGGGCCAAGUAACGCCGGACCUCCAGAUCCUCAGUGAAGAUCGACUGCUGUGGAAGAAGCUUUGUCAGUACCAUUUCACAGAGCGACAGAUCCGCAAGCGCCUAAUUUUAUCUGAUAAGGGCCAGCUGGAUUGGAAAAAGAUGUAUUUUAAGCUUGUACGGUGUUACCCAAAGAAAGAGCAAUAUGGAGACACUCUUCAGCUUUGCAGACACUGCCAUAUACUGUCCUGGAAGGGCAUCGACCAUCCUUGUACAGCCAACAACCCCGAGAGCUGCUCCGUUUCUCUUUCACCCCAAGACUUUAUCAACCUGUUCAAGUUCUGACAGCGCUUCGAAUCGUCUGGUUCUCGGCGGACUCUAGGAUACUGAUCUCGGACCCUUCGGUUGUAAAUAGUGUACAUUUUCAACGCUCGUUUGAAACUUCAGCAUCCGGCUAGCAACGCGGACCCGGGAGUUGCCCCCCGACUCUGUAGGAAUGUGGUCGUUUUGUAUUCAGAGGGGUGAGGAGGAGCAGUAGCGUUCUGUAAAUAGGCAUUGGUUUUUUUUAUUAGCCCGCAAGAUGACAGGAGCAGAAACUGUGUUUUAGAAGUCAAAACUGAGUCCGCUUUGAGCUCUCUACAAGCCUUGCCUUGGGUUUCUAAAAAUUGGAAAGACAUAAAACGUCAGCAUGAACUUCCUUGACCUGUUUACAACUUGGAAAUUUCAAAGAAACUAAACAUCAAAAAUCCCUGUAAAAAUCACGGAAAAUUCACGCGAAGGAUUUGGAUGUUUCUUAAACUUAUGUAUAGGGCUUAUUUUAUAAAGCUACAACACCACACUACUUUCUACCUCUGCGAUCAAAAAGUACCUUUUUCUGACACACAAAGUAAGUUAUCCAGGGUUCAUUGUACAUUUUUAUACUUCUGACAGCGAUAAAAAAGGAAAACUGUUCAUCAUAAGCAAACUUCUUCUUGGUUCGGCCUUACUUUGGUGAAUAGAACAGUCUUUUGAGUUGCCGCUCCUAUAAAACACUAGUGGAAAAUGUUUUUCCCUUCACAUCUCCAGCUGGGGAAGCAACAGCAGGAUUACUAAAGAGUCAAUUUUGUGGCCAUGAAGAGACAUUCCUAUUUGAUUUCCAUGCAUGUAGGUACCACCUUAGUCUGACUUCCAUUCAAGAGUUGAGAUAAUUUCUACUUAUUAGAUGGAUACAGUAAGGUGUGUGUCCUUAAUAAAGUCUUGAAAAUAAGUACAAGAUACAUUGUACCAUGCAAUCUUUUCCCUUCUGCCCCAUGGAAGUAUACCAAUGGAGAAAAUAGAGAUUUUGUUCCUACUGCUUAUUACUUCAACGUAAAUUGUUAUCCUGGGUAGUACCUGUGAAAAUACUUCCAAGGCUGACUUAAAAUAUGCAAACAAUUACAGCAUAGUUCUAAAAGGAGAAGAAAACUACUCCCUGUAGCCCUGUAACCAAAUGUACAGUUCAAAUUCAAGGAUUUAAUCCUGAACAAAUGUGUGGAUAUGCAUUUUUGACAAAGUAAUGAAGGGAUAGAAAAACUCAACUUAGUCAUUUGUUAAUUGGUCCUGGUUCUGUGUGUAUGUGUGUGUUUUAAGUUUUAUAAAAUCUUCCAUUUCUGCA
Tachyglossus aculeatus (Australian echidna) is the source of this 2406-nucleotide messenger RNA. RefSeq names its product F-box protein 32 (gene FBXO32). The transcript has 9 exons. The record is from RefSeq and is a predicted model, not a curated record. Gene Ontology annotation, biological process: protein ubiquitination. The coding region runs from base 51 to 1118 and encodes 355 amino acids. Gene Ontology annotation, cellular component: nucleus; cytoplasm; SCF ubiquitin ligase complex. NCBI's taxonomy places the organism in Eukaryota, Metazoa, Chordata, Mammalia, Monotremata, Tachyglossidae. Gene Ontology annotation, molecular function: protein binding.